CAAACACCCACUCACCAGCAAACACUAAACCCCAGCUAGAGGACUGUUGUUGACUGUAUGGAGCUGUCCUCACUUUGUUUGGGCUUUGAGGGAAGUACAUCUCUGCCUCCUGCACUGAGGUGGACUGCCCACUGCAAGAUCAGAGGACUGGAGGAGGAGACAACAGACGAGAGGAGAGGGGGAUGAGACUUGUGAAAAUCCUCUGUUAAAAAAGCAGCUUUGGGAGGAAGACAAAGCGCAGACUUAAUGCCAGAUAAUUACCUUCAUUGGACAAGGACUGUCAUUUUGAACGGUGGAUGUCACUGGAUUUGGUGAAGGGGAGACACUGCAGACGCAGAGUGAGGACAGAGGUUUCGUUUUCUGCUGUAAAUGAGCACAUGAGGUCUCCAGUCCGGGUCCAAACCCCAGUCCCAAAUCUCCCAAUCUUUACACGGAGUGCUUAAUCCAGAUUUGGGAAUGCUGGGCAGUUCAGACUGCUGAGCCAACAUAACCACACCUCCCGAGGAUUUGUGGAAUCUGGGCAAAUCUGAAAAUCUUGAUGGUUGUUUUUUCGCUGGAGUUCACACAGCCCAACAAAAGAGUGAUCCAGCUCGGGGUGAAUCCAGGCUCCAAGCAGAUUCAGUGUCCGGAGCUCCAGCCCACAGUCUUGGCUCCCAUCCAGCCUACUCCUGACAGGGCCUGAAUUUACUGCUGCUGCCCUGGGAGUCAAAUUUCAUGCAACCAUUCCAAUGGUGUAACGGAUGCCUGUGUGGUUUGGGUUCUCAGCGCUCUGAACACUACUGCAGCAUGACGUCUGAGAUCUAUCACCUCCCGCUCAAUGUCUAUGUCAUUGUGCUGGGCAUCGGUCUCUUCGUCUUCAUGCUCAGCCUCAUCUUCUGUUGCUACCUUUUCAGGCUGAAACAACAGGGAACCAGGGAGCAGUUCAGCUACAAUGAGGUGGUGCUGAAGGGUGCAAGCAAGAAACUGAGCCUUCUAGGACAAACCUGUGCAGUGUGUCUUGAAGAAUUCAGGACCAGGGAUGAACUUGGAGUUUGUCCAUGCUCACAUGCAUUUCACAAGAAGUGCCUGCUGAAGUGGCUGGAGAUCCGCAGCGUGUGCCCCAUGUGCAACAAACCCAUCCUCCGGCUCCACACAGACGCUCCCCAGGGCGCUGAAAGUCCAAUGGACCCAGAGGAGGUGUGAGUGAAUCAGGGGAAGAGACCAGACUCCCCCUUACACAAAACACACAUAUUAAAUCCACUAGGGACGAUGGCCAGCGGUCAUCUUUUAAGACAUCUCACAGGAAAUGUUGAUAAUGAUCCCAGGCCUGGCUGCUGACUAUUGAGCAAUAUGCCUUGGUGGAAAUUGGAUAUUGAUAGCACCAAGAUGGUUUUGGUCAGAUCAGUCAGGGAGAGGGUGGAGGAAUAGGAUCCUUUCAUAAAAAUGCUCCUAGUUCUACUUCCAUAUUGCACUGCUCACCGAAAACAUGACUGGAAAAAGGAGCCACUUUAGAAAGCACGACAUCAUCGCAACUGACCCUGGACGACAAGUGCGGCACUGCCAGAGACAAACAACACUACCGGCAUUCAGCAGGACAUCAGAGUACAGGAUUAGUAUGGAUACCUCUAAUAUCUCAGGGGUGUAACCAAUAUAGCCAGCACAAACCAUAUCAGUCACCCUAUAUCCCUGUGCCACACAUGCAUCUUCUUCAGUACUGCCAACGUAGGUGAAACACUCCAGUUGUCAGAGGUAACCACGACCUCCGGAUGGAACCAAGACCAGCGGGAUAACAACCACAAAGAUUUAGGUAGAAGACAUUGUUACCGAUUGUGACCCAGGCCCUUUCCCUAAAAAUGAGACUAAUAGAAAACUAGUCUUGCCUGUAUGUAUUGUAUGUAAACGUGUCCCUAUAUAUAUUGUUAUUUUGUAUUUGUUGCUUUUAAAAUAAAAUGUCACGUAAUGUA
Messenger RNA from Limanda limanda (common dab), 1943 nucleotides. RefSeq lists its product as uncharacterized. NCBI's taxonomy places the organism in Eukaryota, Metazoa, Chordata, Actinopteri, Pleuronectiformes, Pleuronectidae. The record is from RefSeq and is a predicted model, not a curated record. Gene Ontology annotation, cellular component: endomembrane system. Gene Ontology annotation, molecular function: zinc ion binding; ubiquitin protein ligase activity. Bases 715 to 1182 code for a protein of 155 amino acids. The transcript has 7 exons.